AUGAUGGUCACCUUCUUGUUCGUGUCCUACAGUAAAGAAGGCUGGUGUAUUUAUGUAAUGAGAAAUCCCAGAGAUGUUAUUACUUCCGGUUAUCAUUUCUGGAAAAUGGUAAAGAUCAUCAGAGAGCCGGAAUCAUUUGAAGAAUAUUCGGAACGGUUCCUUCAAGGAAAUGUGCUGUAUGGAUCGUGGUUUGACCAUGUUCACAAGUGGCUGCAGAUGAAAGGAAAAGAGAAUUUCCUGGUGAUACCGUAUGACGAGCUGCAACAGGACAUACAAGCUAGUGUAGAGACGCUCAGCCACUUCUUGGGCAAGAAGCUAAGCCCAGAAGAACUGAACGCAGUCCUCAAGAAUGUAUCCUUCAAGACCAUGAGAGAUAAUAAUAGCAAUUAUUCCCUAUCACCUGAUAUCUUUACGGAUCAAAGCAAAGGUUUCAUGAGAAAAGGAAUCAUUGGGGACUGGAAAAGUCACUUUACAGUGGCCCAGAGUGAAGCCUUUGAUAAAAUAUACCAGGAGAAGAUGGCUGGGCUCGCUCAAGACCUAUUCCCAUGGGAAUAAUGGCCUUAUAUUCCUGGAUCAGAUAUAAAUGCUGAAUUUCCUGAUGUUCUUGUGUUCGAGCAUGCUCCUAGGAAGCAAAUUUUAAUCCUACAAUUCAAUAUGUGGUUCAUUGAAAAUAACCAUGUUCUAAGAAUACUAUUUCAUAAUAGGUGGAAGUCAUAUAAAAUUUAAAUUUCAGUGCCAUAAA
This is a messenger RNA of Delphinapterus leucas (beluga whale), 742 nucleotides long. The record is from RefSeq and is a predicted model, not a curated record. NCBI's taxonomy places the organism in Eukaryota, Metazoa, Chordata, Mammalia, Artiodactyla, Monodontidae.